Molecule: messenger RNA, 2584 nt
Organism: Carassius auratus (goldfish)
Lineage: Eukaryota; Metazoa; Chordata; Actinopteri; Cypriniformes; Cyprinidae
Product: ephrin-A3-like
Exons: 5
Coding region: 656-1324 (222 amino acids)
Biological process (GO): axon guidance; ephrin receptor signaling pathway
Cellular component (GO): plasma membrane
Molecular function (GO): ephrin receptor binding
Source: RefSeq, a predicted model, not a curated record
CAUAUUCUGUGGCGGGAGCAGAAACGAGUGUGAGUGAGGACGCCUAUGGUUGCCUUACUUUUCAUAUUACUGUUUGACAUCGUGUGUGCGUUUGGACAAAACCACAGUUAACGCAUAGAGGAGCUCACAGAAGUUCACUGACCGCAAUAUAUAAUCUGUAUAAACUGACAAAAUCGUCUUUUACAUUUAUUGAGUCGGUGUUUUUUUUUCCUCUAGUCGAGUCGACGCCAGUCACCAAACCAAAGAGACACCUGCCGCCGACGACGACGCAGGCUACUCUGUCUUUUUUUUUUUUUGUAAUCUCUACCGUCCAUCAACAGUACCAUUAGUACCAUUUGUCUUCUUUCUUCUCAGAAAGGAAUUAUUCAGUAACUUGUUUCAGCAAAUUCCAACAGACCUGCUCAGGAUGCCCUGGAUGCGCGUCUGUCUGCCAGCCAUGGAGUUGCAUUCGGGAAACCGCGAAGCUCUGUGACUGAACAAACUAGCCGUACUGCGGCACGGCUUCGCGGAAUAAACGCUUUGCGGCUGUCUGUCCACUUGCUGAGUCGCAGGAAUGUUGUAAAAGCCGCGAGUGUCGCGUGGGGCUGGGGGACUGAGAGUCGAAGAAGGCGAAGAGACCACCACAGCAGGUGCGCGUGAACGCAGGAAUAUUAUAAUGGCUCUCGCGGCGGUUUCCCUCUACCUCCUCGCGCUCGCCUGGACGAACUUGCGCCCGGUCCACGGGAACAACCGUCACGCCGUGUACUGGAACAGCUCAAACAUCCACUUGCGGAGAGAGGGCUACACUGUACAGGUCAGUGUCAACGACUACCUGGACAUUUACUGUCCACACUACAACCAGAGCCAGCGGGGGGCGCUAGAGCGCGGUGUGGCCGAGCAGUACGUUCUCUACAUGGUCAGUUACCGAGGCUACCGCACCUGCGACCCACAGAUGGGCUUCAAACGCUGGGAGUGCAACCGGCCGCACGCCCCCCACGCUCCCAUUAAGUUCUCAGAGAAAUUCCAGCGUUACAGCGCCUUCUCGCUGGGCUAUGAAUUCAACGUGGGUCAUGAGUACUACUAUAUAUCUACACCAAUCCAUCACCAUGGACACAGCUGUUUAAGACUGCGGGUGUUUGUCUGUUGUUCUACAGUCUCUAAUGCAGAUGAUGACUCAGACCAGAGUCCACCUGACUACACUGUCAGACCCAAACUGCAUGACAUUGACGAGUUUAACCCUGAGAUCCCUAAACUGGAGAAGAGCGUCAGUGGCAGCAGUCCGUCUGGAGACCGACUGUUAAUCACUGUGGCGACGCUUCUCCUCGCUGCUCUCCUCGUGUCCUAGCAACCGUCUCUCCCUCUCUCUGACAUUUCUGAGCCAGUAGUCCCGAGCUCUCCGAAAAAAGAUCGCCUUUUGUUCAACCUGUGUGGGAGACUAUCCAAUCAGAACAGAUUAACCACUAGUUGAGCCCUGAACGUGGGAGCUAAAUGUAGAUCUACCACACCCAAAUAGUGGCCUUUGUCUCCACAAUUUUGGACCUUAGGAUUAAGGACGAAAUGCAUCGUAUUUGCCUUUGUGAUGGAAGGUCCACUCUUCUCAAACAUACUCGCAGAGAAAAACAAAAACAAAUCCGGUUUGACAGUGAGGUCUCUACCUCGAGGUACGUCUGUUCUCAUCUUCAGUGAACCCGUCCAGACUGGGGCAGCUCUCGAGGUGGACAUUUUGAGAUUGACAUGAGCUCAAAUGGAUAUGACAAGCAUGAUUGUGCUCAGUGAUUUGACCGCUGGACCUCAGCUUAGGGACUCGAGGAGUUUUGGAGACCUUUGAUCCUGUCUUAACAUUCUGUCACAACCCACACCUAUGUGACUGCAACAUGUGUCAGUCAUUGAUAGUGUUGCAGCAGAGAUCUGUAAAACUCAUUUGCCAGUCACUAAGUUCAGGUGUUAGGCUUAUGAAUCGUUCACUGAAAGGCACAGCUGAUGUUUCUGCUAGUUGCUGGGAUGGAGUCUCAUUUGUGAGCUGUAAUGGGAAACUAGAGGAAGAUUAUGGUUCAGAAACCAUCACUUUUGUUCAUUGUGUAACCAAAAGUGUAUGGUCAUCAUAGCAGUGCACAUAACAAAAGAGAAUCGAGACGGACCGGAUAAGGGUAGCUAAUAGACUUUUAUUUGCUAUAGUAUGUACGUGCAAUCAUGGGAAGGUACUGGAUUGGCCUGUGCCACUGAUUAGCAUAGUGGCCAUUUUUGUAAGAGCAGUCGAGUCAUAAACUGCAAUUCGCUGUUUUAUAUCGAAGAAUUGCAAUGCAGAAUUUGUUUUUACUGUACGAUAGAUAUUUAACUGCUCUUUGAGUACGUUACUUUAUAUACUUAAUUUAUUGACUUAUUUAUUGAUCAUUUGAUCCUUUUUUGAAACUUUGUGAGUUUUGUCGGCUUUUUUGAGGGAUCUUUCCUCAUCUUUGCUCAUGCCAAAUUAUUUAGUUUGUUUUUGUUUGCUUUUAUUUCUGUUUAUGUGCCAGCAAAUUGAGUCACAACUCAUAGUUGCAGAAAAAAUCUUUAAUUUACAUUUAAAUGUAAUUAUUUAGCAGACGCUUUUAUCCAAAGCAAAUUA